This is a messenger RNA of Drosophila ficusphila, 3972 nucleotides long. RefSeq names its product 2-oxoglutarate dehydrogenase, mitochondrial. The coding region runs from base 111 to 3875 and encodes 1254 amino acids. The record is from RefSeq and is a predicted model, not a curated record. The transcript is spliced from 9 exons. Gene Ontology annotation, cellular component: oxoglutarate dehydrogenase complex; mitochondrion. Gene Ontology annotation, biological process: tricarboxylic acid cycle. Gene Ontology annotation, molecular function: oxoglutarate dehydrogenase (succinyl-transferring) activity; thiamine pyrophosphate binding. Lineage: Eukaryota; Metazoa; Arthropoda; Insecta; Diptera; Drosophilidae.
GCAAAAAUUGACUCACCUGCUUAAGUUGACGUACCACUCGGCCUUUAGACUCAAAACACAUUUCGACCUUCAGUUGCUCAAAUUCAAAAUUCAAAAGUUACUGGAAGAAAAUGAACCAGUGUCGGCUGAGGGGCCUUGUGCAGAUGAGGAGGGAACUGGCCCUCGGUCUUCUGGGCUCUAAGCACCACGUCUUGGCCCAGUUUGCCCUGCGAGGUAUUCAGACAACCUCUCCGUUGGGGGGUACCCAGGAUAUGGACUCCUUCGCCAGUGGCUGCAGUGCCGCCUACAUCGAGGGUCUGUACAACAAGUGGAAGAACAACCCCAAGUCCGUGGAUCAGUCCUGGGAUGACCUCUUCAACGGGAACGAGCGGCCAGUCUCGAAGGGAAUUCCGAUUCAGAGUUCCCACUCCCGGAAGUACAGACGUCCCCCGGUGGAAAGGACAGCUGUCAAGGCCCGAUCGGGUGAGAGAACCGCAUCUGGCGGAGCAUCUCCCGCUCCUGCCCCGCCUCCCAGCGACUGGAAGAACAUCGAUGAUCACCACGCGAUCCAGGCGAUCAUUCGGGCCUAUCAAUCGCGUGGUCAUCUGGCCGCUGACCUGGAUCCCUUGGGAAUUGUCGGGCCGCAGAAAGGGGCCUCCGUAGAUGGCACCGAACGACAAGCCACCAAGGAGGUGCUUAGGCAGCACUAUUCCUACAUAUUUGGUGAUCUCAAUGCCACGUUCAAGUUGCCUUCAUCCACAAUGAUUGGAGGCGACGAGGAGUUUUUGCCACUCAGGGAAAUCCUGGACCGCUUGGAGCGCAUUUACUGCGGCCACAUAGGAGUGGAGUACAUGCAGAUAACCUCGCUGACCAAGACCACUUGGAUCCGCGACCGAUUCGAGAAGCCGGGAGGCUUGGACCUGUCCAAGGACGAGAAGAAACUAAUCCUGGAGCGUCUGACCCGCUCGACGGGCUUCGAGAACUUCCUGGCCAAGAAAUUUUCAUCGGAGAAACGGUUUGGCUUGGAGGGCUGCGACAUCAUGAUACCCACAAUGAAGGAGGUGGUGGAUCGCUCGACCAACACGGGCGUGGAGUCCAUAUUUAUAGGAAUGGCGCAUCGUGGACGACUGAAUGUUCUGGCCAAUGUCUGUAGGAAACCCAUUUCCGACAUCCUGUCGCAGUUCCACGGCCUGCAGGCCACAGACUCUGGUUCCGGAGAUGUGAAAUACCAUUUGGGCGUUUUCCAGGAGCGCCUCAACCGGCAGACCAACCGGAUGGUGCGCAUCACCGUGGUGGCCAAUCCAUCCCACUUGGAGCACGUUAACCCUGUGCUGCUGGGAAAGGCACGAGCGGAGAUGUUCCAACGCGGCGACGUCUGCGGCAAGCGGGUGCUGCCCAUCAUCAUCCACGGCGACGCCUCCUUCUGCGGACAGGGCGUUGUCUUCGAGUCGAUGCACCUCUCGGACCUGCCCAACUACACCACCUACGGCACCAUUCACAUUGUGAGCAACAACCAGGUGGGCUUCACCACCGAUCCCCGGUUCUCCCGAUCCUCGCGCUACUGCACGGAUGUGGCCAAAGUGGUGGCUGCCCCGAUCCUCCACGUGAAUGCCGACGAUCCGGAGGCAUGCAUCCAGUGCGCCCGCAUCGCAGCCGACUAUCGGGCCACAUUUAAGAAGGAUGUGGUCAUCGAUUUGGUGGGCUAUCGCCGCAACGGUCACAACGAGGCGGAUGAGCCCAUGUUCACCCAACCGCUGAUGUACCAGCGCAUCCGAAAACUGAAGCCCUGUCUGCAGCUCUACGCCGAAAAGCUGAUCAAGGAGGGCGUGGUCACGGACAGCGAGUUCAAGGCCAUGGUGGCCAACUACGACAAGAUCUGCGAGGAAGCGUGGAAGGAGUCCAAGGAAGUCAAGUCCAUAAAGUACUCCUCCUGGAUCGACUCGCCCUGGCCGGGAUUCUUUGAGGGACGCGAUCGGUUGGAGUUGUGUCCCACCGGCAUCAGCACCGACACCCUGAAGACCAUCGGGGAGAUCUUCUCCAGUCCUCCGCCACCAGAGCACAAAUUUGAGAUGCACAAGGGCAUCCACCGCAUCCUGGCGCUGCGCAAGCAGAUGGUGCAGGACAAGGUGGCUGACUGGUCGCUCGGCGAGGCCUUCGCCUUUGGCUCCCUGCUGAAGGAGGGCAUCCACGUUCGGUUGUCCGGCCAGGAUGUGGAGCGCGGCACCUUCUCGCACAGGCACCAUGUGCUCCAUCACCAAACGGCCGACAAGGUGGUGUACAUCGCCCUGGACCACCUGUAUCCCGACCAGGCGCCCUACUCAGUGUCCAACAGCUCGCUGUCGGAGUGCGCGGUGCUGGGCUUCGAGCACGGCUACUCCAUGGCCAGUCCCCAUGCGCUGGUCAUUUGGGAGGGCCAGUUCGGCGACUUCUGCAACACGGCGCAGUGCAUCAUUGACACCUUCAUCGCCAGCGGCGAGGCCAAGUGGGUGCGCCAGUCGGGAGUGGUGCUCCUGCUGCCGCACAGCAUGGAGGGCAUGGGUCCAGAGCACUCCUCCGGUCGCAUGGAGCGCUUCCUCCAGAUGAGCGACGAUGAUCCAGACGUCUAUCCGGACACCUGCGAUGCCGACUUCGUUGCCCGCCAGCUGAUGAACGUUAACUGGAUUGUCACGAACUUCUCCACGCCCGCGAAUCUCUUCCACGGACUCCGCCGCCAGGUGAAAAUGGGCUUCCGCAAGCCGCUGAUCAACUUCUCGCCCAAGUCGCUGCUGCGCCAUCCGCUGGCCAGGAGUCCCUUCAAGGACUUCAACGAGUGCAGCUGCUUCCAGAGGAUCAUUCCCGAUAAGGGACCCGCCGGCAAGCAGCCCGAGUGCGUUAAGAAGUUGGUCUUUUGCUCGGGUAAGGUGUACUACGAUCUCGUCAAGGAGCGCGAUGAUCACGAGCAGGUGGAAACGGUGGCUCUUGUGAGGGUGGAACAGCUGUGUCCCUUCCCGUACGAUCUGAUCACCGAGCAGCUGAAGCUGUAUCCCAAGGCUGAGCUGCUGUGGGCCCAGGAGGAGCACAAGAACAUGGGUGGCUGGUUCUACGUGCAACCAAGAUUCGACACCGCGCUGCUCAAGAACGAAAACGAAACCCGCUGUGUAUCCUACCAUGGGCGACCGCCCAGCUCCUCGCCAGCCACGGGCAACAAGGUGCAGCACUACAGCGAGUACGCGGCCAUCAUAAAGAGCAUCUUUGGGGAGUUGACACCGGAGAACAAAAAGCGGCUAGAGGCGAAGGUUAAGGAGCAGCAGGAAAAGGCCAAGGCGGAGAGCCAGUCAUCUCCACCAAAGGAUGGUGCUGCGCCGCCAGCCACAGGUGCAUCUGCAGGCAAAAAGAAGCAGCACCAGUCGACAUCUUCAGGAAUGGGUGGAGCUGCGCCUUCAGCAAAGAAUGCACCUUCAAGCAAAAAGAGGCAGCAGGGUAAUGACGAGGCAUCUCCAUCAAUAGAUGGUGCUUCGCCGACAGCUAGAAGUGCAUCUUCAAGCAAAAAGAGGCAGCAAGAUAAGACCGAACCGUACAGCACGUCGUCAUCUCCAUCAAUGGUUGGUGCUUCGCCGCCAGCAAAGAGUGAAUCUUUAAGGAAACAGAGGUCUGAUUCGGCUCCAUCUCCUGAAGCGUCAGCCGCUCAAAAAGCACCGAUGAGUGUUAAACCUAGCUUGAACCCACGCAAACCUAGGCCGGGAUCGGCUCCAGCUCCGCCUUCUUCCAAAGCUUCACCCGCUCGAGGUCCAUCAAAUACGGCUCCCUCUAAACCUCGUUUCGUUAAAAUGGAACCUGAGCAAACACCAUCCAGUGGCAGUAAGGCCCAGAAGAGUCCCGCGGAGAAGGACCCCAAGCCAACAAAACCAACGCCUUAGCUCAGGUUGUUAAAGUCAGAAUCCUAUAUCAAAAUCUCCGUUAACAGUAUGCCUAUAAAGUCCAUCCAGUAAUAAAAAGCCAUAGUUACAGAAAGAA